Messenger RNA from Oncorhynchus gorbuscha (pink salmon), 2708 nucleotides. RefSeq names its product S-adenosylhomocysteine hydrolase-like protein 1. The record is from RefSeq and is a predicted model, not a curated record. The transcript has 17 exons. Gene Ontology annotation, biological process: L-methionine cycle. Bases 273 to 1934 code for a protein of 553 amino acids. Lineage: Eukaryota; Metazoa; Chordata; Actinopteri; Salmoniformes; Salmonidae. Gene Ontology annotation, cellular component: cytosol.
GCGCACAUUUUCAGGUGACUGCUAUGCAAAAAGACUGCAGCUUGGUGCACGCGAAGGAACUGCGCAGGCAACCAGCCGUUUUAUGACAGCAAUUGCUAAACUAGUUUGUAAAGAUAAAAUGGCCAACUAAUAUACCAAAUGGUUUCUUCAGCUGCACAAAUAAUUCACUCUUCCUCAAAAUACCGAACAGUUGGCAGCAACACUAAUUCUGUAGCUAACUAGCUACUACCACGUUAUAACUAAUUUGUUGCACGUUUUCAUUAUUUAUCGGAAUGUCGGACACUCUAGGGGACGGAAAGUUGGAGCUGAAACAAGCCAGCAAAGAAGUAAAGGAGAGCGAGAACGUGGCGGAAAAAUACUCAGCCAUGACAGUGAGCAAGAACAGCGAAAUUGUCAUGGGUGAACUGUCAGUGUCGUCCGCUGCGUUUAGUGCGGUCCCUACUCACAAAACUGUCAAAAAGCAAAUCCAGUUUGUGGAAGACAAGCAAGAGUUCAGCAGGUUUCCUACCAAGGCAGGACGACGCUCCCUGUCUCGAUCGAUCUCUCAGUCAUCCACCGACAGCUACAGUUCAGCUGCGUCCUACACAGACAGCUCUGACGAUGAAACUUCACCACGGGACAAAAUACAGGUCAAUUCCAAGGGCACCAACGACUUCUGUGUGAAGAACAUCAAACAUGCCGAAUUUGGUCGCCGCGAGAUUGAGAUUGCAGAACAAGAUAUGUCAGCAUUAAUCUCGCUCAGGAAGAGAGCCCAGGGAGAGAAGCCACUUGCUGGGGCUAAAAUCGUUGGCUGCACUCACAUCACUGCCCAGACUGCAGUGUUGAUUGAGACUCUGGUGGCACUGGGGGCCCAGUGUCGCUGGACAGCCUGUAACAUCUACUCCACACAGAACGAGGUGGCAGCUGCCCUCUCAGAGAUCGGUGUGGCUGUUUUUGCCUGGAAGGGGGAAUCGGAGGAUGACUUCUGGUGGUGUAUCAACAAGUGCAUCAACAUGGAGGGGUGGCAGCCUAACAUGAUCCUUGAUGACGGAGGGGACUUGACUCACUGGGUGUAUAAGAAAUACCCCAACGGCUUCAAGAAGAUCAGGGGCAUUGUGGAGGAGAGUGUGACUGGGGUCCACAGGUUGUACCAGCUGUCCAAAGCAGGCAAGCUGUGUGUGCCAGCCAUGAAUGUAAAUGACUCUGUGACAAAGCAGAAGUUUGACAACCUCUACUGCUGCAGAGAGUCUAUCUUGGAUGGCCUGAAGAGGACCACAGACGUGAUGUUUGGAGGAAAGCAGGUGGUUGUCUGUGGUUAUGGCGAGGUUGGGAAAGGUUGCACUGCCGCACUGAAAGCCAUGGGAUCCAUCGUCUACGUCACAGAGAUUGAUCCCAUUUGCUCCCUGCAGGCCUGCAUGGAUGGCUUCAGGGUGGUCAAGCUUAAUGAGGUCAUCCGUCAGGUGGACAUCAUCAUCACAUGCACUGGGAAUAAGAACGUGGUGACCAGGGACCAGCUGGACCGUAUGAAGAACGGCUCCAUCGUGUCCAACAUGGGACACUCCAACACUGAGAUUGACGUGGCGAGCCUGCGGACCCCAGAGCUGACCUGGGAGAGAGUGCGCUCUCAGGUGGACCAUGUCAUCUGGCCUGAUGGCAAGAGGGUCAUCCUGCUGGCCGAGGGUCGUCUUCUGAACCUCAGCUGCUCCACAGUUCCUACCUUCGUCCUGUCAAUCACUGCCACGACCCAGGCUCUGGCUCUUAUUGAGCUGUACAAUGCUCCAGAGGGCCGCUACAAACAGGAUGUAUACUUGCUUCCCAAGAAGAUGGAUGAGUAUGUUGCCAGCCUGCACCUGCCCACCUUUGACGCCCACCUAACGGAGCUCUCAGAUGAGCAGGCCAAGUACCUGGGCCUCAACAAGAAUGGCCCAUUCAAACCCAACUACUACAGGUAUUAGCUUGCAUGAAUGGACCACAACUCUGCACUCCUUGACUUGGACAAGGCCUGGAUAAGAUAAUGAAAUAUAUAUAUAUAUUAAGCUCCUAUUCCUUCAUCUUCUACAGUAGGUGUUACCCUGUUUCACUUGCUGUUUUGUGUGUUUAGUUUCACCAUUAGUUCUGUAAAUACACACUCUAACAAACCAACAUACAGGACCCCACUGGCCAUCAAUGACCAAUUGAAAGUACAGCACCUAAACUCAGCUGUCUGCUUGAGAUAUUUAUAUACACGUCUGAUUUCAUUCCCACUCUCCAGUAGAAUAGACAUUUUUCUGAUGUGUUAUUUGUAGUUUGAUAGAUCUUUAUUAUUGUGCCAAUUGAUUGUGUAGGGAAGGGGAUUGUUGUAAUUGAGAUUUAUAUUUUCUGUCUGCAUUGAUGUCGCUCUUCUCAAAUAAUUACAUUCCAGCCAAGGGAACAGGGAGAAAUGGCCUCCACACUAGAAAGACUCAACCUCAAUGUCCCAUUUAAAGGCAUUGUCACAUUUCCUGCUGGACCAUGUGUAGAUGUUUUCUACCAGCUUGUCAUUUUACUGAUCUCUAUCUCUCUUCCUCUGAAACAGAACUGAGGUUUUAUUGAAAAUGUGAGUACCUGUACUGACUGUACUGUAUUGGGGCAGCAGGUAGCCUAGUGGUUAGAGCGUUUGGGCCAGUAACCGAACGGUUGAUAGAUUGAAUCCCCGAGCUGACAAGGUAAAAAUCUGUCGUUCUGCCCCUGAACAAGGCAGUUAACCCACU